Molecule: messenger RNA, 2241 nt
Organism: Etheostoma cragini (Arkansas darter)
Lineage: Eukaryota; Metazoa; Chordata; Actinopteri; Perciformes; Percidae
Product: CAP-Gly domain-containing linker protein 1-like
Exons: 2
Coding region: 1-1920 (639 amino acids)
Source: RefSeq, a predicted model, not a curated record
AUGAAUAAGUUUCAGGAGUAUGCAGAGGAAGAAAUUAUGAAGGAGUUUCAGGAUCAGCACUCUGUCUCCAGUAGAGAUGACUACUCUUACACUUUCUUCUCAGAGACGGAGGAAUCUGAGAGAUCUGAGAGAUCUGAGAAAUUGGCUGGUCUUCUCAAAGCCCUAGAAAAGGAGAAAAGAGCCAACGCUGCUCUUGAAGAAGCCUUGAAGAAGGCACAAACAGCCAAAGCUAAAGACAAAAGAGCCCUGAAGCAGGAGCGAAAAGAAAAAGACGCUCUUGCCAAGGCUCUAAGGAAGGAGCAAGCUGAGAAAAAACGUCUUUGUUUUGAAAUGGAGCACAUGAAGGCACAGGUGGCUGAUUUCAAGAAGUCACAGAAGGAGCAGCAGCGGAGCAAAGCAAAGCUGAAGUCCACAAUCACCGGAAUGGCCGCUGAGCUUGAAGAGGACAAGAAUGUAAUUGAGAAGCUCCAGAAGGAUCUGGAGGUGUCCUCCUGUAAGCAAGAAAAAGAAAUCGCAGAGCGUGAUAGGGUUAAUGAGGCACUCAAGACACUAAAGGAUCGCAUCAUUGAGCAGGAUGAUGAAAGUCUGGAAAAAGACAAUCAAAUUCAAUCUCUACAUCUCAAUGUUCAGAAUCUUCAAAGCAAUAUUGAAUCCAAGGACAACAUGGUUUCCUCUCUGCAGCAGAAAGCGAACCAGUGGGCCUCAGAUUUAGAAGAGGAAAAAACUAAAAACUGUUUAUUCCGGAGGGAUUAUGAGGCCACUGUCUCCCAGCAGCAGAAGGAAGCAGAAGAACUAGACCAUCUGACUCAUGAGAACCAACAACUUGCUUCUGAAAAAAAAAGGCUGCAAGGUGAACUUGAGGCUGCUGUAAAUGAGCGGCAGAUUCAUCAGAAAGAUUUUCAGGAAGCUCAAGAAGCCUGCAGCAAACUUGAGAAGGCCAUUAAGAAGGAGAAAGUUCGCUUCUCGACAGCAUACAACAAGUUACAGAUCCAAGAGAGGGAGCUCUCUGAGAAGAGUCUGGCUUUAGAAAAGAGUCUGACUGCUGAAAAAUUCUUAAAGUUGUUUGUAAAAAACGAGAAGAAGCGGUAUAAGCAGCUGGUUUUGUCAAAUCAGGCUAGAGUCAAACCUCUUGCAAUCCCCAGCAACCAGUUGAGAGAAGCAUCUGCGACCUCAGGCCGUCUGAUGUACGACAUGCAGACUUUGAGGAUGGAAAACGCAGACGUCACGGCUAAAUUCAACGUUAUGCAGACAGAAUAUGAUAGAAUAAGAUCUAAACUCUGCUCUCUCUCUGAGCGCCAUGAAGAGAUGAUGUUAAAGAAUAAUGAUAUCAUCUCUGAGAAUAACGUCACCAUCACUAAGCUCCAGUUCAUGGUAGAUGGAUUCAAAGAACAGCUGUCAGACAGCAAGGCGAGACAGGCAGAACUUGAAGAGGCCUUAAAACAAGACCAGAAACAAAACCUGGAGUUGCAGCAAAGAAUGUAUCAGAUCACCUCUGCUCUUGAAAAAGAAAGGACCAGGUGUGAGAAGCACCGCGUGGAGCUCAAGGAGGCUUUGACAAAGCAGAUUGAAACAAUGGAGGAGAAGCAUAAAUUGGCUGUGGCUCACCAGAAAGCUCACAACAGCUACGUCAGGCUUCGGGAACAACAGCUGGCAGAGUCAAACUAUCAGUACAGACACGUCAGUGACACUGAGCUCAGGCUUAACCAGCAGAAAACUGCCCUGGAUGAGAGCGCAAAGGCUCUACAACAUCUGCAACAGGAAUACAUACUUCUGGGGAAGAGGCACGGCGACAAUAACUCGGACUAUUGUGAGCUGCUUAAAAGUCAUAGUGCCCUCCAAAUCAGAUAUGAGAGGCUGAGCUAUGCACAAGGUAACCCGCGACCAGAUUUCAGCCCACCUCACUUCACAAUAAAAAUCUAACUUUUUGGUGUACACGACAUCUAUUUCAGUGGAGUGGAGUAUGACUAUAAAGUACCUAAAAAUUGUACUUUCCACCAUUGUCUAUUUCCUGCCUGUCUGUCCCAGAAGAGGGAUCCCUCCUAUGUUGCUCUUCCAGAGGAUUCUUCUAAUAUUCCCUUUGAGGGUAAGGGAAAGAAAUUUUUUGUGGUAGUUUUUCCUCAUCCAAAUCAAGCGUCAAAGGACAGUGGUUCUCGUGUGAUGUACAGGUUGUAAAUCUGUGAGUUCUACUGGGCUGUAAGAAUACAAUUUUCUGGAACGUGAAGACUCAAUCCUCCAGGGGAC